GAUGAUAAAUGGAUUAGAUUUUUAGGCCAAAGCUGUUUGGAGAAGAUUAUAGAUGAUAAUCAUUUGAUUUCGAAAAUUUCUUUAUUGAGUAUUAUUUUUGAAAACUUUAAAGAAUUAUCAGAAAAUCAGCCUACAUUUAUAGCAAGCACUUUAUCCUUGAUAGGAUUUGUAGUUCCUUCUAAGAAUUUAAUUCCAACCUCUAAUUCUUCACAUCUUUCCACUUAUGGAAGUUACUAUCAUUUAUCUAAAACGUCAAUUCUUCAUAUAAUAACUUCUAAUCUUUGGAUUCGUUGGAUUAGUUUUAAAAAAGAAUUUCAAAUCAAGUUUGAAAAUUUUCAAGAAAAGCAUCCUUUUUUCCGAGAUUCCUUUGUAAAACCAAUUAAAGAUUUUUAUUAUGUGGGUCAUAGUUCAACAAUACUUGCAAUUCCUUUACCAAACUUUGUUUCUUAUCCAACAGAUUACAAUUUUUGGAAAGCAUUAUUGUUACCCGCUUCCAACCCUUUUAUAUAUUUAAGUAAUGAUGAUAAACGCAGUUAUAUAGCCUACUUGAAUUUAAUUCACGAGAUUCUUGUAGAAAUAGAGUCAUUAUAUAUGUUACCUCAUCAACGAAGAAAAGAAAAUUGGUUCCCAUUUGUUAUUUUUUAUGAAUGCCGCACUGAUAAACUUCGUGAGCUAAUAAUUAAUUGGUCAGGAGACAGAGUGCCUUAUAUUUCAAAGAAUCUUAAAGAUGUUCUUCUACUCCCUGAAGAACAGCCCUCUCUUGCACAAAUUGAGGGUGCUAUUGAAGAGCUGAGAUAUUCAAUUAAAGUGCUAAAAGGAUCAGCUAAAUCUAAAGAACCCUCUCUUGCACGAAUUGAGGAGGCAGUAGGAGACAGUUAUACACGAAUUAAGGAUGCUAUUGAAGAGCUGAAAGAAUCUAUUAUACAUGAAUUGAGAAAUUAA
Molecule: messenger RNA, 942 nt
Organism: Racocetra persica
Lineage: Eukaryota; Fungi; Glomeromycota; Glomeromycetes; Diversisporales; Gigasporaceae
Source: the annotation of a GenBank genome assembly